AGAGAGAGAGAGAGAGAGAGAGAGAGAGAGAGAGAGAGAGGGAGAGAGGGAGGGAAGAGAGGAAUGGAGGAGCAGCAGCGCGCGCGUAGGCGAUCACGCGAUUUCGCGAUCGCGUCUCAUCGCGCGCCGCGGCGCCUCUGACCGAUACGCAAUUGUCAGUGCCGCGCCGACCGCCGCGCCGAGUGAACGUCGGGGAGUGUUGCUUUUUGCGCGAACCGCACCGUAAUACAUCGCUCGCGAAUCGGACUCGCUGUUCGGAGCGAACGGCAGUUCUCUCAGUCGAGUUCCUUGUUAAAAAAUCCAAGUGCUCAAAAAAAAAAAAAAAAAAAAGAGACGGAUACGUCUGAUAGAGUUUUCUAAGGAAAAACCAAGUUCAAAGUGCUAAAGUGAAAUUGACGGCUCUCCGCGCGCGCACGUGCGAUCGUUAAUCGCGGACGUUCGAGAAAUCGAAACCGAAAUCGCGCGCGAAUAGAUAAAGCAGAAAGAGAAAGAGAGAAAAAGAGAGAGAGAGAGAGAGAGAGAAGCAAGCGGAGUUUUGCCGCGCGCGGAUCAGAGCGGAUGCAAGUUCGCGGGCCAACGCCUCCUUCUGGUGAUUCAUGCGAAAAAGGUGGAUCUCCCGAUGCCGCCGCUGCAACCGCGUCACGAGUUUCCCUCGUAUCUCCCGGUAACGGGCACCAAGAGACGAGACCUGGGAUAUAAGCGACAAACGGACACGCUCGUAAUCGGCGCGCAAUCGGCGAUUGCCAGGAUGCAUCGAUUUUAAUUCCCGCGUGUGAGAGAGAUAGAGAUAGAGAGAGAAAGAGAGCGCCAUCGAUCUACGCCGUGGCGGUUGUGCUUCGAGAGGUGCAAGGGCGCCUCUUUGAGACCGAUUCCCGUUUGACGGAGAUGAGAAGGUCGUCACGAUGCUGAGACCCGGAUCCGUAGUGGGCCUGCUGGCCCUCUUGGCCCUGCUGAGGAUCGCGGACUCGAAUCGCUGUCUGACAAUGCUGGAAGAGGUUAAUCCAAAGAGAGUGAUUCAUCACGAGGGUCAUUUCUUGAACAUUAAAUUCGAAGUGUCGAGGAGAGUGACACAGAGGUUGGCGUCGGAGAUCAUGAAGAUCUUUUUGACCGAAGUAUUGGGCUACAAUGGAGUCGCUACUGUCGAGCAGGAUGACUACUUCAAUGCGCUCGAAGUCUUUGAGAGACUGUCCGAAAGAUCGUACACCGAAUACAAAAUAUUUCCAGAAACGAUGGUGAACAUGGAAGUGUGGAUUCCGCCGCAGGAGGACACGUCUCCGCUGCUGAGCAAAUACAACGUGAAGGAAUGCGGCUCGAUAGCGCCACCAGGUCACUUCGGUUGGUUCGUUCCAGAAACGUUAGCGAGACUCGAUGAUAGUUGGUUGGUCUUUUCAAAACUGGAGACUGCCAGUAGAUUCGCUGUUGACGAGACAUACCUGCCGAAAGUCAAGAAACUCAUGAUGAACGCGAAUACGGGAGAAUAUUACUGCCAGGAAGCCUUUUGCCAACACGGGAUGUACAUCCCGGAACAAUGUCACGGUCAAGGCCAGCAAAGGCCGCCGAACUGUGCGUUACUGUUAGCCGAAUACUCUGACGUGACUCGUUUCAUAAAAGAACACAUCGAUCAGAUGAAGCUCUAUGUUAAAGUAGCGUGGGUAGGUCCAAAUCUCAGGGAUCUGACCAAGUACUUGACCAGGGAAUAUAUGCAACUCGCGCAGAACUCAUCGACCACCGUUGGAAACAGAUCCCUGGUGAUCCUGCACUAUACGCCUAGCAGCGUAAUUCCGAAUGAAAGUGAAUUUAUUGCAAUCGACUUUCCACGUUGUGGAACAAAAAAAGGUUCGAUUAGCUGUGCGUACGAAUCAAACAGACUGACAAAGCUGGUGUGGGGUAGGUUGGCAACGGUCGCGAAGAUCGCCUUCCAGGCGAUAAAUCGUGUCAAGUUCAGUCGAAAGAUGUACGAGGACUUGAUCACUCGUCGUAUACGAGCGUCUGUGAACGUUUCGGACGAACAAAUAGCCUGCGACUGGUUGAAGGAUAAUCUGAACUAUGCCUUAAAGGAAUGGAAGCCUAACAACGAUGAUAAGAAUACCCUUUACGUGGGUGGUAUAUUUCCCAUGAACGGCAACUCCUACACAGCCAAGUCGAUCGCGAUCGGCGCCAGGAUGGCGAAAGAAGCCAUCAACCUUAACAACACCGUGCUGAGAGAUUACAAUUUGAAUUUGUUAAACAGCGACGGCCAAUGCAAGUCGGAUAUGGUGAUGAAAUCCUUCAUCGACUAUAUCAUACAUAAUUUUUACCAGAAACUGAUUGGAGUAUUGGGACCGGCUUGUUCGGAAACCGUGGAGCCAUUAAUCGGAGUGUCGAAACACUAUAGAACUGUAGUUAUUAGUUACAGCGCCGAGGGAUCCAGUUUCGAUGAUCGUACCAAAUACCCAUAUUUCUUCAGGACUAUUGGCGAGAACAGGCAAUAUAAACAUGUCUAUGUACAGCUCUUACAGAGGCUAGGUUGGCGUCGAGUGGCUUCAUUGACGGAGGAUGGACAGAAAUAUACUGAAUAUAUAUCGUAUAUGCAGGACAUGCUUAGAGAUAACAGCAUUGAUUUUGUAGCAAACGUCAAGUUUCCAAGAGAGCGAGAAGUUGACAUGAUGACAAAAUAUUUGCAAGGAUUGAAAGAGAAACGGGCAAAAAUUAUUAUCGGAGACGUGUACGGUGAGGUAGCUCGUCAAGUCAUGUGCGAAGCAUAUAGACUAAAGAUGACAGCUGCCCAGGGCUACGUCUGGUUUCUUCCGCUUUGGCUUCAUCCGCAGUGGUACGAUACCGAUCGUUACAAUGAAGAGGGUGAACAAGUAUCCUGCACCACGAGCGAAAUGAUGGAGGCCAUAAACGGACAUCUCGGUCUGUCGCACGCGUACUUCGCUCGGGACGAUGAUAUAAUGCAGGAGGGAAUCACUGUUCGCGAAUGGCGCGAUCGCUACGAGAACACCUGUCAAGAGCAGAAUUUGAUACCCUCUAAUUAUGCCGGUUAUGCCUAUGAUGCUAUGUGGACUUAUGCUUAUGCCGUAGAUCGACUUACUCGUGAGAACCAAAGUUAUGUUUUUGAUCUUCACAGCGAUCAUACGGUCAAUCGUCUCACGCAUAUUAUUGGCGAAACCGAUUUUUAUGGGGUAUCCGGAAGAAUAAAGUUUUUAGGUGGACCAUCGAGAUAUUCUGUUAUCAAUAUCGUACAGUUCAUUGAUAACGAAACGCACAUCGUUGGUAACUUUUAUCCGAAUAUCUCUGAAACCAAGAACGAAGUUACGGGCGGAGUCUUAGACUUGAAUAUUUCGGCUUUCGUUUGGUUAUCGGAGACAAUGCCUGACGACGGUUCCGAGCCUCCGUCGCGAUGUGUUCUAGGAGGAUUGGCGGAAUUGCUAGACGUUUCUUGCGAAGUAGCGAUUGUGGUCGCUAAUAUUAUUGGCUUCGGUCUUCUCGGAGCAGUUCUGAUUGUCAGCUUCGUCAUCAUUAAACGAAACUAUGACAAAAAAAUGCAGAUCCACGAAAAAUACAUGAAGUCCCUGGGUAUCCUGUCACGGGUGGAUACUUCCAGUUUGGACGUGUGGGAAAUUCCUCGCGAUAGAGUAGUAAUUAAUCGAAAACUCGGAGAGGGAGCCUUCGGUACCGUUUACGGUGGUGAAGCUUUCUUCCCUGACAAGGGCUGGCUAGCUGUCGCUGUGAAGACUCUGAAAGUCGGUAGCUCAACCGACGAGAAACUCGAUUUUCUCAGCGAGGUCGAAGUCAUGAAGAAAUUCGAGCAUUCGAAUAUCAUCAAGCUGUUGGGGGUGUGCAUAAAGUGCGAACCAGUGUUGACCGUGAUGGAAUUUAUGCUCUACGGCGACUUGAAAACCUACCUGUUGGCCAGAAGACAUCUGGUCAACGAUCGAAGUUACGAGGAUUCCGACGAGAUCUCGAAUAAAAAGCUGACCGCCAUGGCAUUGGAUGUCGCCAGAGCGCUCAGCUAUUUAGCACAGUUGAAAUACGUUCACAGGGAUGUUGCCUCGCGCAAUUGUCUGGUGAACGCUCAGCGAGUGGUAAAACUUGGUGACUUCGGUAUGACAAGGCCAAUGUACGAGAACGACUAUUAUAAAUUCAAUCGGAAAGGCAUGCUACCAGUAAGAUGGAUGUCGCCGGAAUCGCUGGCGCUUGGUAUUUUCACGCCAGCAUCCGACGUCUGGUCUUACGGCGUACUACUCUACGAGAUCGUUACAUUCGGUAGCUUUCCUUUUCAAGGGAUGAGCAAUAAUGAGGUGCUCACGCACGUAAAGGCUGGUAAUUGUCUCACUGCGCCGAAGAAAAUAAAAUCGCAGCUUGAGAAUUUAAUGUAUUCCUGUUGGAACGUGGACCACACGAAGAGGCCAACGGCACCUGAGAUCGUUGAUUUUCUGGCUUUGAAUCCUCGCAUUAUCGCACCUUGUCUAGACGUGCCCCUAUCGAGCGUGCAAUUAGAGCAUACAGCGCAACUCGAUAUACAGCUAGCAGAGAGUAAUCGGAAAUUUUCCCUUUUAUGGCCGCAACGCUCAUCUUCGCAGACUACACAGGAACUAAAGUUACCGAACUCCUCGCCUCCGCUUCUGCUGGAUUUGAAUGGGCAUGAUGACGAUCAGACUUUGGAAUCUCUGAUAAGCCAAUCGUGCGAGCAGGAUAGCUCUAGUCCCCUGCUGGAUUCUACGAGAGCCUCGGUCUUGAAGCAAGUGUGGCUUCAUGGAAAUUCCGUCAACGUCAAAGACAACGAGCCUCACAGGUAUGUUAAUCUUCAACCGGGUAUGGUGAAGUUGCCCUGCGAAUCCGGCAAAAAUGGUAGUGCCGGGAACAUCCAAAUGGAAGAAAGAACGUCCAUGCUGCCCGAGAAGAAAAGCACCGAUAACGUGUCAGUGCUCUGACGCAAGUAGACGAUUUCAUGAAGAAAUUGGAAACUAGUCAGGUGCCUCGAGGUACAUUCGAUCAAAGAGUUCAUAAAAUGAUUGUACGAAAUCAAGAUCAGAAUCCAUAAAAACGGUGAUCAUUCCGGAAUGAAGCAAGAGAGUUAAUAUACGAAUGAAUUUCAAGAUAUUUGUCGAAUGUAAUCACCAUGGUCAUACUAAAGGAUUCUUUAACGAAUCGAGAGAAAAUGGCUCUCUCUUUCUCUGAUAUGGCAUUUUAAUUAACUAACCAGAGAUAUUCCCUUGAAGUCUUUGAAGAAUGGAGAAAUUAAGUUAAUUUAAACGAUUUUGCGAUAACAAUAAAAGUUUUUCUCUCUUCUUUGAAGAGAAUUCCUAUUUCGUUUUAAAUAGAGCGUCCUGAAAUGUAUAUGCUAGUAGCGAAAUUCGGUCUCAAAUGAAUGAAAAAGUUCAACAUACAGAGUACCCUUAAAAAAUGGUCGAAUGUAAAUCAUACAAGACCUUGUUGAUAACAUGCGUAUUUUUAUACGCAGAUCAAAUAAAAAAAUGUGCGCCAAAAUUAUAAUGUAAGUAUCUUUAGCAGCUCAAAACAAAAAAAAUAAUAAAUGGAAAUAUAAAAUUGAAAAAAAUGGCACAUGUAUCAUGAUAUAAAGAAGUAUCUAAAUAUCGGGUUAAUACAGAAAGCAUAUGUAUUACUCGAAACAGCUAGCUAAUCGAUGGCGAAAUUACUAGAUUUAUUUUUGAGACUGACUCCAUUGCGAAAUUAAGUCGCAUCAUCUGACCGUCGCAGACUCGGAUGACCGACAUUAUUCGUCAUCGCAGACAAGUAACCAAAGGGUACAAAAGAGAAGAGCUGCUUCUCAUAGAUGCGAAUUUCGCGAUGAAAGCGGAAGAGACGAUCGACGUCGGUGCAUCCUUCAUCCAGUAGUUCUGUCGUCUUCUGCUCAAUGGAUCUUUAAGACUGACUCUCGAGAUGGAAGGGACGCAUCAUAUUUAUAACUGUCUUUAUCCUUUUUUUCUUUAUUUUUUUUUGUCAAGUCACGUUUCGAGGGAAAGCUAGCGCAUUUGAAUAAAUCCAGUGUUUUGUGAGUGGCGACGUGUUCGCGUAACCAUGACAUUUUUUUUUUAAUCGUUACACGUAAAAAGUUCGAUAAUUUUUCCGUCUUUCUUUAACUCUUUUAUUAUCCAGUCGUUUUUUAUUAUUUCAUUAAAUUCGAAACAGAAUGUAAGAAUUCCCAGUGAAGAUUUUGUCAUACAAAAAUCUCGAUGUUUCGGGACUAUAUUUUUAUUAUUGAAUUUAUUUUCAAGCUUUAAUUAAAAAAUUGUUAUCUAAUAAAAAAAGAGCUGUCACAGUGGCUAAAAGAAAACAUCCUAGCGAGACACGGGACAGUGAAAGGGUUAAUAUUUUCUCGCGAAUGCGACUACGCGUUUGUCGAUCGCACGUCGCCCUCACAUUCACAUCACUAUUUAAUCACUAUCGUAAGACUAAUCACCGGCUGGCUACAUACUCGAUUACAGGUGCGAUUAUUUAUUGAUAUGAGUGGAUUUCUUGCAAAAGAUUUUUGUACGGAAUAUAUUUCUCGUUAAGGGUCCACUAAUAGCAUUCUUGUAUAAAGUAGUGUUGCCAGAUGACAGAUAGUACAUCCUAUUUUGUGUAAAUAAAUUCACGUAAAUAUAUUUGGCCCUUUCCGGUAUCAAUUGACAGUUCCUUCAGAAUCGUUCUUUUUUUAAUGUUCCUGCAUUUUUGAUGUAAAUGAAACGUCGAAGGACGUAUACGAAAAAAUAUUCCUUAUUUUCAAAGUAAUAAUUAAAACAAUUUGACAAAACUCUCCAUUCACGUAUCGCUUUUUAAAUAAGUGAUUUAUAGCGUAGAGCAAAGAGUGCCAUUCAUUAGGUGACAAGUGCAAAAAAUUAUACGAAUAGAUACCUAAGUAGAAUGAUAAAGAGCUGGAAAGGGUUAACUUUUUCUUUCAGCAUCCGCUGUUCAAUUUAAUGACUGAAUAGCUAUACAACUAAGAGCGUUCACCAGAAACGCAUAUAGAGCAUCAAAGACUCCGAUAGAAAAGUAUUUUUAAUUUUCGAUUCCAGUUUCGUGACUGUUCGUGUAUAUUCGGCCGCGUUGUAAAAAACGUGCCUUUAAUACUACUAUAUUGUACAUAGUAAAAUUACACGUUCUUUGGGCACAUUGUAAAGCAGUAUAUAUGUACUACAUGCUUCAUUUCAACAUCACAACAUACAAUUCUAUGAAGACUUAUUACACAACUAUAAUUUUUUAAUACGUAUAAUUUGUAAGAGCUCAAAUAAAAAGAUAGACAAAUGUCACUCUACGCAAACAGAAUAAAAAAAAUGUAUAUAUACAUAUAUAAAUAACGCAGGAUGAUUUAAAAAUAGAAAAAGAAUUAUUUAUUUUUAACUAUUCUGUUAUUUUAAUUUUUAUACUAUAGAUAGCGAGUUUUUUUAAUGUAUAAAAAAUCGUUCAACAUUUAUAUGUAUGUACAACUAUUUUUUUUUUAAUUUAGACAUUACGCCAACAUCGCGCCAACAUGUACAUCACAACGAUCCAGAAAAUUAAUACUUGUCAUUGCGUAGAUACUUUUUUUUUUACUACUCGUUUGAUCGAGGAACAAUAUUCGCGAAUGCGUCGGCGUAUUCCUUCGGCAGACUGUAAGGCUUAUAAAAAGAGCUUUUACAUACGUUUGUACAUACCGCGACACGUUACUAUAUGUCCUUCCUUUAGUAGUUAAUUUUAUCAAAUAAUUUUGGCGAUUUUUUGCCAGAUAUAUGCGAUUAUUCUUAGAGCACGUAUAAGAUCCUUGAAUUUACUCGCUAUGGAUUAUACCAAUGUUAUUUAUUGUCGUACUAUAUUGUAAUUUAGUCUGCGGCGAAUGAUAUUCGCAGCGUACGUUCCUCGAGCGUAUAUUUAUUGAGCUUUCUGGAAUUACAUAAUAUUAAACAUU
Molecule: messenger RNA, 7870 nt
Organism: Monomorium pharaonis (pharaoh ant)
Lineage: Eukaryota; Metazoa; Arthropoda; Insecta; Hymenoptera; Formicidae
Exons: 12
Coding region: 903-4916 (1337 amino acids)
Biological process (GO): cell surface receptor protein tyrosine kinase signaling pathway; positive regulation of kinase activity; multicellular organism development
Cellular component (GO): signaling receptor complex
Molecular function (GO): ATP binding; transmembrane receptor protein tyrosine kinase activity
Source: RefSeq, a predicted model, not a curated record